Molecule: messenger RNA, 2248 nt
Organism: Misgurnus anguillicaudatus (oriental weatherfish)
Lineage: Eukaryota; Metazoa; Chordata; Actinopteri; Cypriniformes; Cobitidae
Gene: csrnp1a
Product: cysteine-serine-rich nuclear protein 1a
Biological process (GO): regulation of transcription by RNA polymerase II
Cellular component (GO): nucleus
Molecular function (GO): sequence-specific DNA binding; DNA-binding transcription factor activity, RNA polymerase II-specific
Source: RefSeq, a predicted model, not a curated record
CCACUGACGAACACACACUCAGUUAAACAACAGCUGAUCACAUCGAGAGCUUCAUACUGUAUGUAUCGAGGAUUAAGAAGAAAGACGUUAUAGUGCAAUCUUGAUAACUUUUCACUCAUCGUAUGGUUGUUUCUUCUUCUACUCAUGAUAUACGGAUAGAGAAGUAUUGGAUCACCAUGGCUACAUUGCAGAGAGGGAGUUUAAAGAGAAAAUGUGAUGAAGACGAUGCCAUUUACUCUUCAUCUUCCCCCUCAUCACACUCUGAAUGGGACUCUGAUGAAGACGGCAUCAGUGAUGCAGUUGACUAUGGGCACACUGUCCCUUUUCCUCCCUGCCAUCACAAGCCAAUUUCACCCAUCCUGAAGAAGACGACAGAGACUCGAAAUAAAGGCAAUGUUCGGUUCGGCCUGGUUACAGUGUUCCUCUUUCAGCGGUGUCAAGGGUUUAGCAGUGUGCCGAGUCAUGGUGGCUGCACACUGGGCAUGGUCAGAUGGCACACAACCUGCCAGCAGUUCACCUUGGCAGAACAUGCGGUGGAGCAGCAGCGCUUGCGAAUGGAGAGACUCCGUGAGCGGCAUCAAGAGGAGAGACUUGAGGCCUUGAGACAGAAGAUGAUCAUCAGUGGAACUCUAACUGUGGCAGAAGCGGCUACUUUGACAUUGAGCGAUGUUGCAGACGAGGAUGUUGAUCUUACAAAUAUAAAGGAUGAUGGAUCGCUCCGUCCUUACUCUUCCAAACGCAGACGUGCGUUGUUGAGAUCUGCUGGCGUGGUACGAAUCGACCGGGAGGAGAAGAAGCAGCUGCAGGAGCUACGGCAAUCGCGGAAAGACUGCGGCUGCCACUGCCAAGGCUUCUGUGAGCCGGAGACCUGUGCCUGCAGCCAGGCUGGCAUCAAGUGCCAGAUGGAUCGCGGCAACUUUCCAUGUGGCUGUUCCAAGGAAGGCUGUGGGAAUCCUUUGGGGCGGAUUGAAUUUAACUCCAGUCGUGUAAGGAGCCACUAUAUCCAUACACACAUGAAGCUGAAGCUGGAAAAGAGACUGCUGGAUGAGAACUUCAACCAAAAACGCGUAAUCGUCACUGAGCUGCCAUCAACAGAGGAAAACAGACCUGGUACGUUUCCUAAGGAAAACAACUCUGGCCCAUUCGCUUCUUUGUCACCUGGUCCAGCUUUCCACCUGAGCUCUGAGCUUUGCAGGGAGGGAGACAACAGCUGUAGCAGUGACAUGACUGACACCUCAUACUCUUCUUCUCUGAACCUGGACUCUGAAGCCGAUGAAUGUCCUUCCUCAGGGCAUCCACCCACACAAGAUGUGGACAACAAAGGGUUGGCUUAUGUUCUCAGCUUUGAGGAUUCUGAUGAGGACGGAUGCCCAUACAUCAAAGAGUAUGAUCGCCUUAAUAUGCAUUUGCCAAUGAACCAUGAUCCUUCAACAGAAGCUGCUGAAAGCAUUACGGGCCUAUCCACAACAGAUAAUGCACAGUCUGAAAGCAACCUCAGUACGUCUCCAUUAGAGUAUCUGGAUGAAAAUGCUAAUCAGACCAUCAUGGACUGUGUGAAUGAUCUCUAUGAUAUCCCUCAUACACCUUCCCCAUCUACUGAUCAUAACUUGAACUGUUACAUGGACCUUAGUCUGUCCUCAGACUCUGAUCUGGUCUUUUUUGACAGUUUUUACGAGUAUGGUCCAAGCAUAAGUCACAGCAAUUUUAAAGUAUACGGUCAUAUGGGGUACAUCUCGCAUCUCCAGUUUCCCAGCUGUUCCAGCCCUGCCCAAAUAGAGGACUCAGGUUUAAGUCUUCUGGAAUCUUUUGUAGGGAUUUCUUAAUAUCCGUCAAAAAGCUCAAUAUUUGUACUGAGACAAACAGCUUAAAUGAGUCUUGUUCAUUUGCAAUUUGAAUAUAUUUUCUAUGAAAGAGAAUGUAAAUAGUUUAUGAAUGUAAGGAUAUUCCUUAAAAUAUAUUUUGAUUUUAAUUUAUUCUGUAACAAUUCAUGACCACAGUAAAUACAGUUUGAAAACCACUUAUUUAAAUCAGCGUGAAUUAUCAUUUCAGGUCAGAUUUAUAUUUAUACUGUAUAAACUAAAGGCUUUCUGGUGUUUUUUAGAGCAGUAAAUUUAUUUUUAAAUGUAUGUUUCAAAUUAGUUUUCUUUUAGGGACCAACCUUAAUAAUAACUCUUAUUAUGCCUUAUUGUUUUUGUUUCAAUUCAGAAAUUAUAUUUAUCAAGGCAACAUUUGCUUUGAGAAAAUGUUA